UCUGGUACUCAACACGUCUCAUGUGUUGUUCUCUCACUGUCUCGCAGGGCAGGUAACGCGCGCCUUCAAAACCAAACGGGCUGCAGUGCGCACUGGCAAAUGUUGCGCGCUUUGCUUCUGAGCGCACAAUAUUCCUCUUUGAAGAAUAUUCACCAGUCGGCGUUUGAGUGGUUUACAUUGUUGUUAUCUUUUAAAUAGCACAGGUGAGAGAAUAAGCAUAACACAAGCUUUUACGAAACUCUACUGGAGGCAGAAACAAUGAGAGGAAUCUGAAAACAUCUGCAGAUGGAGAGUGACUUAUGGAGUCUGUUCGCAAUGGAUUCAGCAGAUCAACACAACAAAUCUUCCAACUGCUGCUCAACUACCGACACAGUAAAUGAUGAGAACUUUUUGAAGCUGGAUGACAGCACAAAGCUGGUUGGAGUUCGAGUUAUUCUCAUUCUCGCUUACUGCACAAUCAUAUUGCUUGGAGUCACCGGAAACUCCUUAGUGAUAUACGUCGUCUCCAAGUUUAAACAUCUACAGACGGUCAACAAUUUCUUCAUAGUAAACUUAGCUGUGGCAGACUUGCUGGUGAACAUGCUGUGUUUGCCUUUCACCCUUGUCAACACUCUGUACGGCGAGUGGAUGUUUGGUAAGGUGUUGUGCUUCAUGCUGCCCUUCUCUCAAGGCCUGGCUGUGCAUGUGUCCACCGUCACCAUGAAUGUCAUCGCCCUGGACCGCCACAGGAGCAUUGUCUACCACAUGGAGACCAAGAUGUCCAAAGACAUGUGCGCUGUGGUAAUUGUCAUCACGUGGGUUGUCAGUGCCCUGCUGGCCAGCCCGCUUGCCAUCUUCAGGGAGUACGGGACGUUCAUUAUACCACCGCACCAGUCUAUUCAGGUGUGUACGGAGCAUUGGCCGGGAAGCAGCGCAAACGGAAGCAUCUACAGUAUAUUGGUGAUUCUGGUUCAAUAUGGUUUACCUCUGGCCAUCAACUGCGUUGCAUACAUCCGCAUCUGGAAUAAGCUGAAAAAGCAUGCGGUUUACGGAGGUCGAAAUGACCGCCAUCAGCACAGGAAGAAGACCACCAAGAUGCUGCUGACCAUGGUCAUGGUUUUCGCUGUCAGCUGGUUGCCUUUAAAUGCGUUCCAGUUGGCUGUUGAUAUUGACAAGACAUUGCUGUUUAUGAAGGAUUUCAAGCUGCUUUUCACGGUGUUCCACAUUGUCGCAAUGUGCUCAACGUUUGUCAAUCCCAUCCUGUACGGGUGGAUGAACAAUAACUACAGGGUGGCCUUUUUGUCCGUGUGUAAGUGUUACCAGCCUUUCAGUUCGCAGUCAAGACACUCCAAAAGCAGAGAGACACAAAAAAACGAAGACAAGGUUUGUACAGAUUGCAAAUCAACACAUGUCUAAGUUGCACAUUCAAGAAGGUUAAUUAAUAAUUAUUUGUGGAAAUGAAUGAUUUGGAUCAGGGUUUGUGUGGACAUU
Molecule: messenger RNA, 1470 nt
Organism: Etheostoma spectabile (orangethroat darter)
Lineage: Eukaryota; Metazoa; Chordata; Actinopteri; Perciformes; Percidae
Gene: npy2r
Product: neuropeptide Y receptor Y2
Exons: 2
Coding region: 286-1395 (369 amino acids)
Biological process (GO): G protein-coupled receptor signaling pathway
Cellular component (GO): membrane
Molecular function (GO): neuropeptide Y receptor activity
Source: RefSeq, a predicted model, not a curated record